UAUAACUGGCGUGUGUGGGUUUCCCUUCAUGCUCACUGAGCCACUAUGAAAUCAAAUUGAAUUAAAGAUUUUGCCAGGGGCACGGUGCCAUAAUUGCAAAGAAGAAGAAGAAGAAGAAUUAAAGAUUUUGUCCUUCUGAACGUUUCUGAUUAUUACAACUUGACAACAACGUGAUCUUGAUUUCUGUGUUUUGAAGCCGGAUCUACGAUAACCGCAUUUGACGUUAUGGGUCUCUUCUACAGAGCUACUUCUGUACCAAACUAAUAACCGCAAUUCUUCAAUGAGUGAGAUAAAUAGUAUAAUGUAACUUCAAUGAGAAUGUGUUUUUUUACUACACCCUAGAGAUAACAAAAUACACAUAUAGGAAGAGAAUAUAAAACAGGUCGGAUUCUUCAGAUUUAGAUAAGAGAUUCAGAUCGCUUAAUAUCGAACCGGUUGUAUUUGUAGUCAUACUACUACAUUUGCUGCUGUAAAUCGUUAAGUUACACAAUACCGAACAAGUAAGUUUAAUAAAAAGAAGAACAAGGAAAAAAUGCCGCCGCAAUUAUUUCACAGUUUUGGGAAAACGCCUUUUAAAAACAAAUCUGAGAUAUAUAGCGAAUUAAUGGCAGACUUGGAAAGAGUGAUCAUUGACGACAAAUAUUUGGAGAAAUCUGAAAUUCAGGAAAAGAUCGACGUUCUCUGCAAAUGGUUGUGUACGACACCCAAAACAAGUAUUUACAGAUUAGACAAUUUCGCAGAUCUGGAGAAACUACUGAAAGCGUUAAAGCAGGAUAAUAAGCCAGAUCCGUCUGUUCACUGCUUGCCGGAUCUUCCGAAUGAGAUAGUCGCUGUUGACUGUUGGAAUUCGUCGGUGCCGCUCGACUUGAAACGAUAUCCGGACGAAAUUAUUGUUGACGCUGCAUGCGGAGCAGCUGUGCUAAGAGGAUCUCAUAUUUACGCUCCCGGUAUUAUUGGCAUGCCAAAUGGUUUAACCGUUGAUACCAAAGUCAGCGUAUUUGCCGAUGUUGUCGGUCAAUGUAAAAAGGGUUUAAUUAAACCUUAUCCAGAAAACAAUAAAAUAUAUUUAGGCAACGGUGUUCUUCGGCAAACGAGGAAACAAUUAUUUGGUAAAACCGCGAAACAUCCGUGUGGUAUUGCAGUAAAUAUGAUCGACGUGAUCUCGCGAAUUCCACAGUUGAAUAUAGAUAAUGAAUCUCUAAGACCGCAAGCACUACUUCAAAAUUUGCCGUCUAUCAUAUGUAAUCUGGUUUUAAGUCCCCAACCAGGUGAGACAAUCCUAGAUAUGUGCGCUGCACCUGGUAACAAGACGACACAUAUUUCAGUUCUCAUGAAAGAACAGGGUACAAUAAUAGCUCUGGAUAAAAAUCCAGGUAAAGUAGCGCGAUUCAAGGAAAACUGCAAAGGCAAAAAUAUUAAAAUAUUUUGUUACGAUGCCACGAAGGCUGUCGUACACGAACGUGAGCGCAGUUCCGCUUGUAUCGACGAUCAGCCUCCAUUUGAGGAAAAUCACUUCGACCGUGUUCUCUUGGACACUCCGUGCAGUGCGUUAGGUCAGAGACCGCAACUUUAUAACACGAUCACGUCGGCACAACUUCGUUCCUACGUUUCUCUGCAACGAAAUCUCUUUUUUGCCGCUGUCCGUCUUUUGAAACCGGGUGGAACGUUAGUAUACAGUACGUGUACUGUGACAAUAGCGGAGAAUGAAGGAAUCAUUGCCUGGGCACUGAACCGAUUUCCAGAGUUAACGUUGAAAUCUGUGAAAGAUCAGAUCAAAACGGAUAGAUAUGGCACUCAUGGUUAUAUUAUAGAUGGGUUUGUGAGCGAGAACGCAAACAAAGUGCGCAGAUUCGGCCCUGAAAGUGAUUCGGUCGGCUUUUUUAUUGCGUGUCUCAGAAAACAAUAUUCCUAAACAGCGAAACGCGUUGUGCCACAUGUGAACAAUUAUUUUAAUAUUGGUUUGUAUAUAUAAUAAUAUUAUUUGUGUUUACAGAAUUAAAAAAAUGUAUUUAUAUGAAUAUGAAAGAGACACCUUAACUUUGUUUGUGCUUGAUUCACAUCUCCAAUGAUUUCCGUCGAUAUUACGGACCAAUUGUCGCAAAUCAUGUACAAUGUUUCCGCCUAUAUUUGAAAAUCAAACAUUAUUUAACAGAAAAAAAUAGAAAAGACAAUUUUUGUUUUAUAAUUUAUACGCAUUCCGAGAGUAUUGGGGAAGAAGUGAAUGUACAGAUGACCCACUAAAAUUAAAAUUAACACAUUUUCCUCUUA
This is a messenger RNA of Pseudomyrmex gracilis, 2268 nucleotides long. Its product is annotated as putative methyltransferase NSUN6. Gene Ontology annotation, molecular function: methyltransferase activity; RNA binding. Lineage: Eukaryota; Metazoa; Arthropoda; Insecta; Hymenoptera; Formicidae. Gene Ontology annotation, biological process: RNA methylation. The transcript is spliced from 10 exons. The record is from RefSeq and is a predicted model, not a curated record. The coding region runs from base 533 to 1912 and encodes 459 amino acids.